Molecule: messenger RNA, 372 nt
Organism: Mesorhabditis belari
Lineage: Eukaryota; Metazoa; Nematoda; Chromadorea; Rhabditida; Rhabditidae
Source: the annotation of a GenBank genome assembly
AUGCUUUCCCGUCUUAUUGCCUUAAUUGCCCUGCUUAACUUUGCCGAUGCUCAACUGGUCAACCCAUACAAUGGGGCACAACCAGGCCAAAUCGGCGGAAAUCCAUUGACACAAAAUGGGAUUCCCUGCUAUGGCCAGUUGCAAUGCUCACUUGGACAGGUGUGCUGUGGUCCUUUGCAACUGCCUUCUCUAUCCUCACUUCUCUCUCCAUCAACAACUCUUCAACAACAGCAAAUCGGUACCUGUCAAUCACUCUACUGCCCGCUUGGACAAGUACCGAGGCUUUGCACAGCUGGAGCAACACCGAAUUCCAUCGACUGCACCGUCGUCGCUCCCAACGGCGAUUUUCUCACUGUCACCGUGAUGACCACU